Molecule: messenger RNA, 5052 nt
Organism: Colossoma macropomum (tambaqui)
Lineage: Eukaryota; Metazoa; Chordata; Actinopteri; Characiformes; Serrasalmidae
Gene: mtmr1b
Product: myotubularin related protein 1b
Exons: 16
Coding region: 138-2165 (675 amino acids)
Biological process (GO): dephosphorylation
Molecular function (GO): phosphatidylinositol-3,5-bisphosphate 3-phosphatase activity
Source: RefSeq, a predicted model, not a curated record
UUCGCAAACAUUAGGAAACCCAGGCAAAUGUGGAGCGGGGUAGAAGAGUGGUGUAGAGGUGUGAGACACGGCAAGACCUGUUCGCACACCGGCGUAGUUUCUCACAUACAUACACCCGCGCAAACUGGAGGGGCAAAAUGGACAAACACUCGAGUUGCAACAGCUCAGAGGGCACUGCGCCUCACACUAAUUCAAACAGAAAACUCUCUCGGAGUCUAGCGAGUUCUGGGUCUCGUCCGUCGAGCAUGGAGACCUUAGACAGUCCCACAGGUGCCCAUGUUGAAUGGUGCAAACAGUUAAUUGCAGCCACAAUCUCAAGUCAAAUCUCAGGGCCCAUCGCAUCAGAAACCAUCUCUCGAGACUAUAAGGACUAUGAUGUUGGUGUUAAAGGAUUUCUCUCGGACAGUGAUCCUCAGCAUACGCCCUCUUCCUUGGCACUAAGGGAAGGUAAUAAGCAAGCACAGAUGGAGGAGGCUCCACGUGUACCUGGGGAGACCAUCAAAGCCAUAGCCAAAGACGUCAUGUACAUCUGCCCUUUCUCUGGAGCUGUGAGCGGCACCCUGACCAUCACCGACUACAAGCUUUACUUCAAAAGUCUCGCUCGGGAUCCUCCGUUUGUUUUGGACGUGAACCUGGGAGCUAUUAGUAGGUUGGAGACAAUUGGGGUGCAAAGUCAUGGAGAGAACACGCGGGGCCUAGAAAUAGUCUGCAAAGACUUAAGAAGCCCAAGGUUUGCCUAUAAAAAGCAAGAACAAAGCAAGCUGGAGAUCCUUGAGGUGCUGUCCAAGUAUGCAUUCCCUCUCUCUCAUGACUUGCCUCUUUUUGCCUUCAGGUACCAGGAGAGGUUCCCAGAAGAUGGCUGGAAGGUCUAUGAUCCUUUAGCUGAAUACAAGAGACAGGGUCUGCCUAACGAGAGCUGGCUCAUCAGUAAGAUUAACAGUAGUUAUGAGGUGUGUGAGACAUACCCGGCGCUGCUCGUCCUGCCUGCCAGCAUCAGCGAAGAUGAGCUGAGAAGAGUGGCUGCCUUCAGAGCAAAGCGCCGCUUUCCUGUACUAUCAUGGAUUCAUCCUGAGAGUCAGGCAGCUAUAGUGCGUUGUGGUCAGCCUCAGGUUGGCCCCUCAGAUCGCCGCUGCAGAGAGGACGAGCGAUACCUCCAGACCAUCCUGGAUGCCAACGCCCAGUCGCAUAAACUCUGCAUCUUUGAUGCCCGGCAAAGCAGUGUGGCAGACACCAACAAAGCCAAAGAUGGUGGCUAUGAGAAUGAGAGUGUCUAUCCUAAUGUGGAGCUGAACUUUCUGGAGAUUCCCAACAUUCAUGUAAUGAGGGAAUCUUUACGCAAGUUAAAGGAGGUGGUAUAUCCUGCCAUUGAUGAGCAGCGUUGGUUCUCCUCUGUAGAUGCCACACACUGGCUGGAGUACAUCAGGCUGUUAUUGGCUGGUGCUGUAAGGAUUGCUGACAGAAUUGAGUCUGGGAAGACCUCAGUGGUGGUACACUGCAGUGAUGGAUGGGACCGCACGGCACAGCUUACCUCUCUGGCCAUGCUGAUGCUAGACUCACACUACCGCUCGCUGAGGGGCUUCCAGGUGCUGCUGGAGAAAGAGUGGCUCAGCUUUGGACACCGCUUUGCCUCGCGCGUAGGACACGGUGAUGAGAACCAUGCUAACUCGGAGCGCUCUCCUCUCUUUGUGCAGUUCAUAGACUGUGUUUGGCAAAUGACCAGACAGUUCCCCUCUGCGUUUGAGUUCAACGAGCUGUUUCUCAUCACCGUACUGGAUCAUCUCUACAGCUGCCUGUUUGGGACAUUCCUCUACAACAGCGAGCAGGAACGUGUUUCAAAGGAAGUGUUUACUAAGACCGUGUCACUGUGGUCCUACAUAAACACUCAGGCUGAGGACUUCACCAACCCACUUUACAUGAACUAUGAACAUCAUGUUCUAUAUCCAGUAGCCAGCCUCAGGCACCUGGAGCUCUGGGUCAGCUACUAUGUACGCUGGAACCCUCGCACAAGGCCACAGGUGCCUGUUCACCAGCAUAUGAAGGAACUGCUAGUGAUGAGGGCGGAGUUGCAGAGAAGAGUGGAGGAGCUACAGAGAGAAGCCUCUUCAUCUCGCUCCCUCUCCUCAUCCUCAGAUCUUGGGGGAACAACUAUGCACACCACCGUAUGAUAAAUCUACAGGAGGAGAGCGAAUGAAACUAGCCAGUAAAACAUUUUCAAACUGUACAUUGUCCAAAACAGUACUCUUCAACCCUUAAUGUCCAUUUCCUUAAUUCCUUUUUAUUUAUAAAAGGACCAUGCCUGUGUAAUGAGUAUAAUGUGUGGGGUAAACUCAUAUUUCAUCUUACACAUGUGCACAUAAGUUUGGAUACACCUGGUCAAAUUACAUGUUUUGUUGAUUUUCUAAGUGAAUAUAAGUUAACAAAUCCUGUACAGAGAACACACUUUUGCACGUUAGUAUACAGAAUUACUGUUUUUUGCUGAACCUAACAUAUUGGGGAAAGGAAACAUAAAACUGGCCUGUGCAAAAGUUAUGGCACAUUUUAUAUUGUAUGUUUUAUUUUUUGUCUGUGUCCUGUAGAGGGUGUGUUAUUUUCACAUAGAAAACCCACAAAACAUGAAAUGUGACCAGGAAGGUUGAAACCUUUGCAUAUGACCGUAUACUUUAUGGAUAGAUGGCAGCUUUUUCAGUGCUGGUGUGCCCCUUUGCACCAUGAUAAUGUGGUUGGGCUGCCACCUGGUGGACGUACAGUGGUGGAUUGUGGGUGUUUCCGCAUCAUAAGUGCACAAAGUAAUAUUUUAGUUUUUAUCAUUAAGAAUUUAAGGUUGCUUGUUAUUCACAAACCUGGGAAAAGCUAUAGGAAGUAACUCCAGUGUUGCCUUUAGCCAUGUUAACAAUAAAACUGUUCCCAGCAAUAGGACCUCCGCCUUAUGACCAAGACCAUCUCAUGUACUACUGUUUUAGUAACAAAUUCCCCUCAGCGUAUUUUUACAAUAUCAAACAGUCAAACAGUGUGCUACUACAUGCCCAUAUCAGAUUACCUUGUGCAAGCUUUUAAACAAGGGGAACAUGUAUACUUAUCAUGUGUGUUGUGAUUACCUGUAUUAACUAGGCUAACAAGGUUUGACUGGCAGCAACAGUGAGAACUCCAGGAAUGUGUCAGGUGCCGUAAACUACUUGUGAAUAUUAAUAUACUGUGUUUCAGAAUUUGAGAUUUUUACAUUCCAAUACACUAAAUGCCCAAAUGUUUGUGGACAGCCCUUCUUAUUAGUGAAUUCAGCUGCAUUAAGGGGCACUCACUGUUAACACAGGAGUUCAGAUGCACACACAGCUUGUAUAGUCUCCAUAGGAAAGCACUGACAAUAGAACAGGAUGCUCUGGAGCAGCCGCAGGUCACAAUGUCCAAUGCCAAGCGUAGGCUAGUGGGGUAUGAAGCCCCCCAGCAGUGAGCUAUGGAGCAGUGGAACUGCAUUCUCUAGAGUGAUGGAGCACCAACCAGUACCUUUGGGAUGAGUUGGAGUGGCAUUUGUGAUCCAGAACUAAUCAUCCAACAUCAAUACCUGACCUCACUAGUGUUCCCAUGGCUAAAUGCAGUUUAAAUCCUCACAGCAAUGUUUCAACAUUUAGUGUACUGCCUCCCCCGAAGAAAGACAGUUACUGCAGCAGAGGGGGACAACCCCCAUUUAAUACUCUUGUUUUUGGAAGAAACAUUGGAUGAGCAGGUGUCCACUAACUUUUGGCCGUAUAUUGUAUUUUGUGCCUCACAACAGUAGUUAAGAUCAUUUUCAGAACUGUGUAUUAAAGUUAAACUGAGCUUUAAAAAAAAACAUGUCUGAGAUAAAAGGAACUGCACAUCUGCAUUUUAAGGAGAUGCAGUGUGCUGUUGAGCUUACUGUUUAAUUUACAUACAGUUAAGAACAGUUUUUAAGGUUGUAUAUAAUAUUAUGAGUUGCUCUGAAAACUGUUCCUUAUUUCUUGUCAUUUGCUCCCAACCCUGGUUUUAGGGAACGCCUGCACUGCAUAUUUUAGGUUUUUCCUCUUCUGUAAAACACCUUUUGUUAAAACAAAAUAAGCUUCUUAACAAGCCCUUACUGAGUGGGAGGGUUUAGAGCAAAACCAGACUCUUGUUUUAUUUGUAAUAAUAACUUAUGCCAGAGCACACUGACCAGACAAACACCAACAGAUUGGUGUGCUAUACCUGACUGAUUGUUGGGCGGAUCUAUCUCUUUUUCUCUCUCAUAUUUGGCUUCCCCUUCUAAGGACAACUGCAAACAUCAGAAUAUUAGUGUUUGUUGCAGUGUUGGUCAGAGUGCUGUGCCUUAAAGAUGAAUUCCUCUAAUUUUUUAAGAUUUUAAAUAAAUUUGAAGUACUAAAGUGUAAACAAGUCAUUCAAAGUGUUUUGAUGUGAAAUGCUUUAGUUCUAGAGAAACUUGGCGAGCGAUGUUUAUAGGAUCCAGAUGUCCAAAGUAGACCAAAGACUGAUAAAGUAUGCAGAGAAACAGAUGAACUGUACUCUCUAAGUGUAGAAGUAUAAGCUGCACCUAUAUGGUGAGUGGAGCUGAUAAAAUGUUGCAGAAAUAAGGAAGAGUACAUAAUGAAGUAGCCGGGUGGUGUAUCUUGGCUAUUGAAUUACGCAAAAAAUCAGAAAUUUUGUUAGAGUUCCCCUUUAUGUGUGUACUUCCAUCUAUGUUAGAAUAUACGGUGUUUUAUGACUAGUUGCCUGGAAAAGAUCCAAGUAUGGAGUUUGCUAAAAAAGAAUUGAUGGAGAAUUUUGAUGGGCUUUUCACAGCAAAAAAAGUUUAUUUUCUAAGAAAUAACAACGACAAGAUUAGCCUACUGUCUGUGUGUCAACAGCAAAUUUGUAGACACCCGCCGAGCUCCAUUUAAAUUAGCAUUCGGUUGCUCGACCUUCAAAAUUUCUCCUUACAAUAUUAUUAAUUAGUACGUGUUAGGUUUGGGGUUUGAAACAUUAUAACUCGAACAGCAGUGUUUCUGUUCAUGAUUUAUGACGGUACUACUACGCACUCACGCCAUCAAACAAUCCAGUGUUUUCAUG